Messenger RNA from Seminavis robusta, 1266 nucleotides. NCBI's taxonomy places the organism in Eukaryota, Bacillariophyta, Bacillariophyceae, Naviculales, Naviculaceae. The record is from the annotation of a GenBank genome assembly.
AUGUCGUCGCUGAUGGCUCUGGCGGCCUCGGCGGCGUUGCUGAACUAUUCCAAUAACGUCACAAAAGCCGAACCACCGGCACCACCAUCACCCAUGGCAACCUCAGUGGCAGCAGUAUCAGCGUCCCCAUUCCAGCCGUCUUCAGAACAUCAACAGAAGAUGAAGUUCACGGGAAACAUCCGGAGGCGAGUAUCUUCGAUCCAAGCGAAGAGAAACGUCGAGUAUGUGAAGGAAGAAUCCAAGUUACCUUUGAGAUUCCAAUUCUACAAGACUUCUGCUGAGUGUGAGGGGGGUCUCAAGGAAGAAACAUCAGCUGAUAUCCUUAGCGAGGCUGAUAUACUUAGCAAGGCCAAACCCUAUGAGGUUUCAAUCGAGGCAUUUCAAGGGAGGAGAGAAACUAUGGAAGAUGAAGUGGUUGUCAACGGAGGAGGCCGCUUUGCAGCUGUAUUUGAUGGGCAUGGGGGCGGCGAUGUGUCACUGUAUUUGAAGCAGCACCUCUAUCACCUUUUCCUCCUGCGUUUGGAACAAAAGCAUUGGGAAGAAAGCGAUUCGGAUGUCCAGGAUAUUCGACUCACGACACCCUCUAUUCCAGCCUACAUGUCCGCGUUGAGGGAAGGGUUACAUUCGGUCGAAACGGAAAUUAUCAGACACCCGGAAUUGAACUUUGUGGGGAGUACGGCUGUGGCUGUAGUUCUGCACGAGAACCCAAGUGGGUAUCGAACCCUCAUAUCAGCUAAUGUGGGAGACAGCAGAGCCAUACUCUGUCGAGAUUGGAAGGCAGUUGAUCUUACCAAAGAUCACAAGCCUACUGCGGAAGGUGAGCGAAAGAGAAUUCUCAGGGCUGGAGGAAGGAUCUUCUUGGAUGACACUGGUGUGCACCGGGUCAUGAACCUUUCGCUCUCGAGGGCAAUUGGAGAUGGUUUCUCCAAGCCUAUCGUUUCGCCUGAACCAGAUAUCCGACGGUUCCGUGUGGAAGAUGAAGGAGAUGAAUUCAUCCUGUUGGCCUCGGAUGGACUUUGGGACGUCAUGUCAUCGCAGGAUGCUGUGAAUUUCGUUAGAGCCAGACUGGAUGAGGCUCAAUGCGUCGCUGAACGAAUGAGCAAAGAAGAGAAAAGAAAAAAGAUGGCCUCGACACGAGAGAACAUGGCCAGUGUGGUUGUCCAAGAAGCGAUGAAAUUGGGUUCUGCAGAUAACACGUCUGUUGCCAUGGUUUGGCUAAAGAACCCGCAAGGGCAAGAGGACGACAAGCAAGCUACAGGCAAUUGA